AAAAGGAAUUUUUAUGUACAUAUUUUUUUUAUUACUCUACUUUGGAAAAGUCCCGAUGAGCAGUCGUUUGUCAAAUCUGGCUUGAAAAAGUUUUGUUUUUUUUUAAACAUGAAGGAUUUUCUGUAGAUGAGCAGUAUGCAGGUGUUAAUGUGGUAACCAUGGCAAUGAAAAUAAACAGGAAGGGAUCUGAUUGGGCGCUGGAGGGCUGGGAUCCAAACAUACACCGCCUCAGCUACAAAUGCACCACCCUCAUCAAGGGCGACUAUGUCUGGUUGGACCUGAAGACUGGUCGGGAGUUUGAGGUGCCAAUCGGCGCAGUGGUCAAACUCUGUGACUCCGGACAGAUCCAAGUGGUGGACGAUGAAGGAAAUGAGCACUGGAUCUCCCCCCAAAAUGCCACCAACAUCAAGCCAAUGCAUCCCACCUCCAUCCACGGGGUGGAAGACAUGAUUCGCUUGGGAGACCUCAAUGAAGCUGGUAUCCUCCGUAACCUGCUCAUCAGAUACAGAGAAAAACUCAUAUAUACGUACACAGGCUCCAUCCUUGUGGCUGUCAAUCCUUACCAGCUGCUGCCCAUCUACACGGCUGACCAGAUCCGCCUCUACACCAACAAGAAGAUCGGUGAAAUGCCACCUCAUAUAUUUGCCAUUGCUGACAACUGUUACUUCAACAUGCAGAGGAACAACCGCGACCAGUGCUGUAUCAUCAGUGGUGAAUCUGGAGCAGGAAAAACAGAAAGCACCAAACUGAUCCUUCAGUUUCUGGCGGCCAUCAGUGGUCAACACUCCUGGAUAGAGCAGCAGGUCCUGGAGGCAAACCCUAUACUAGAAGCCUUUGGAAACGCCAAAACGAUCCGCAAUGACAACUCAUCUCGUUUUGGGAAAUACAUUGACAUCCAUUUCAACAAGCGAGGAGCCAUAGAAGGAGCCAAGAUAGAGCAGUACCUGCUGGAGAAAUCCCGAGUCUGUCGACAGGCCUACGAUGAGAGAAACUACCACAUCUUCUACUGUAUGCUGAAGGGAAUGACUGUCGAUGAGAAGAAGAAACUGGGGCUGAGCAAAGCCACGGACUACACCUACCUGACCAUCGGUAACUGUACCGUUUGUGAUGGCCGAAACGAUAUGAAGGACUACUCCAACAUCCGCUCUGCAAUGAAGGUGCUGAUGUUCACUGACAAGGAGAACUGGGAGAUUUCUAAGCUGCUGGCUGCUAUACUGCACAUGGGAAACCUGAGAUACGAGGCACGCACCUAUGACAACCUUGAUGCCUGUGAGGUGGUGCGGAGCCCUCAUCUCACUACUUCUGCCACACUAUUAGAGGUGGACGUUAAGGAUCUGAUGAACUGUCUGACCAGCCGAACACUCAUCACCAGAGGAGAGACGGUCUCCACCCCUCUCAGCAUGGAACAAGCUCUGGAUGUACGGGACGCUUUUGUUAAGGGUAUUUACGGUCGCUUGUUUGUGUGGAUCGUGGAAAAGAUCAAUGCAGCCAUUUAUAAGCCUCCGUCAUCUCAGCCCAAAGCGCUCAGACGCUCCAUCGGACUCCUGGACAUCUUUGGCUUUGAAAACUUCACAGUAAACAGCUUCGAGCAGCUGUGCAUAAACUUUGCCAACGAGAACCUGCAGCAGUUCUUCGUGCGUCAUGUGUUCAAGCUGGAGCAGGAGGAGUACAACCUGGAGAACAUCAACUGGCAGCACAUUGAGUUCACAGACAACCAGGACGCUCUGGACAUGAUCGCCAUCAAACCCAUGAACAUCAUCUCACUCAUCGACGAGGAGAGCAAAUUUCCGAAGGGCACAGACACCACCAUGCUCAACAAGCUGAACUUUCAGCAUAAACUCAACACAAACUACAUCCCUCCAAAGAACAACUAUGAGACUCAGUUUGGCAUCCAACACUUUGCUGGAGUGGUUUACUAUGAAACAAGAGGUUUCCUGGAGAAGAACAGGGACACUUUGUAUGGCGACAUCAUUCAGCUGGUUCACUCCUCCAAAAACAAGUUCAUCAAACAAAUCUUCCAGGCUGACGUAGCUAUGGGAGCAGAAACCAGGAAGCGUUCGCCCACCCUGAGCAGCCAGUUUAAAAGAUCUCUGGAGCUGCUGAUGAGAACUCUGAGCGUCUGUCAGCCGUUCUUCGUCCGCUGCAUCAAACCCAAUGAAUACAAGAAGCCGAUGGAGGACCUGAGAGGAACCUGUGAGAGGAUCGCUGAGGCCGUGCUCGGCAGAGACGACGACUGGCAGAUGGGAAAAACCAAGAUCUUCCUCAAGGAUCAUCACGACAUGCUGCUGGAGAUCGAGAGAGACAAGGCCAUCACAGACAAGGUCAUCCUCAUCCAGAAGGUGGUUCGGGGUUUCAAGGACAGAUCCAACUUCCUAAAGUUGAAGAAGUCGGCAGUGCUGAUCCAGAAGACGUGGAGAGGAUAUCAGUGCAGGAAGAACUAUGGAGCUAUGCGAGCUGGCUUUUCUCGUCUUCAAGCUCUGGUUCGUUCCAGGAAGUUGUGCGCAUCGUAUCACGUGGCCCGUCAGCGAAUCACAGCCUUCCAGGGUCGCUGUCGCGGCUUCUUGGUGCGUCGAGCAUUCAGGCACCGGCUGUGGGCCGUCAUCACCAUCCAGGCCUACACGAGAGGAAUGAUCGCUCGACGACUGUACAAGAGGCUGAAGGCAGAGUACCGGAGGAGGCUGGAGGCCGAGAAGAUGCGUCUGGCUGAAGAAGCCAAACUGAGGAACCAGAUGUCUGCAAAGAGAGCGAAAGCUGAGGCUGAACGCAAACACCAGGAGCGUCUGGCUCAGCUCGCCAAAGAGGACGCUGAGCGGGAGAAGAAGGAGAAGGAGGAGGCUCGGAGGAAGAAGGAGAUGGUCGAGCAGAUGGAGAAGGCCCGCACGGAGCCUGUCAAUGACUCCGACAUGGUGGACAAGAUGUUCGGCUUCCUGGGGACCACCAGUUCUUUCCCGGGUCAGGAAGGGCAAGCCCCCGCUGGCUUUGAGGAUCUGGAGCGGACCCAUCACGAGCUGGAGGAGGAGGAUCUGGAUGAGGCUCUUCCUCUGCCUGAGGACGAUGAUGAAGAGGAUUUAUCAGAGUACAAGUUCGCCAAGUUUGCUGCCACCUACUUCCAGGGCACCACCACGCACACCUACGCCCGACGACCUCUCAAACAGCCGCUGCUCUUCCACGACGAUGAGGGGGACCAGCUGGCUGCUCUGGCGGUGUGGAUCACGGUGCUGAGGUUCAUGGGCGAUCUCCCGGAGCCAAAGUACCACACGGCCAUCAGCGACGGCAGCGAGAAGAUCCCAGUCAUGACCAAAAUCUACGAGACGCUGGGGAAAAAGACGUACAAGCGAGAGCUGCAGGCGCUGCAAGGGGAGGGAGAGACGCCUCACUCUGACAGCCACAAGAAGAACAGCGUCCGACACAAACUUGUGUCCCUCACCCUGAAGAAGAAAUCCAAGAUCACCGAGGAGGUCACCAAGCGCCUUAACGACGGUGAGUACGGUGUUCAUGGCAACAGCAUGCUGGAAGAUCGUCCCACAUCCAACCUGGAGAAACUUCACUUUAUCAUCGGCAACGGGAUCCUGAGGCCAGGACUCAGGGAUGAGAUCUACUGUCAGAUCUGUAAGCAGCUGAGUCAGAACCCGUCUAAGAGUUCUCACGCUCGCGGCUGGAUCCUCAUCUCUUUGUGUGUCGGCUGCUUCGCUCCAUCAGACAAAUUUGUGAAGUAUCUGAGGAACUUCAUCAGCUGCGGGCCUCCAGGCUACGCUCCAUACUGUGAAGAACGUCUAAGACGAACUUUUGUGAAUGGGACGCGAACGCAGCCUCCGUCCUGGCUGGAGCUGCAGGCCACCAAAUCAAAGAAGCCCAUCAUGUUGCCGGUGACGUUCAUGGAUGGCACGACCAAAACGCUGCUGACAGACUCGGCCACCACAGCAAAGGAGCUCUGCAGCGCCCUGUCUGACAAGAUCAACCUGCGAGACCGCUUUGGCUUCUCGCUGUACAUCGCGUUGUUUGACAAGGUCUCCUCUUUAGGCAGCGGGAGCGACCAUGUGAUGGACGCAGUGUCGCAGUGCGAGCAGUACGCCAAAGAGCAGGGAGCUCAGGAGAGGAACGCCCCCUGGCGGCUGUUCUUCAGGAAAGAAAUCUUUACGCCGUGGCACGAGCCGACAGAAGACCAGGUCGCCACCAACCUGAUCUACCAGCAAACAGUCAGGGGCGCCAAGUUUGGAGAAUACCGCUGUGACAGGGAUGACCUCGCAGAGCUGGCCUCUCAGCAGUAUUACAUUGACUACGGUUCAGAGAUCCUCCUGGAGCGCCUGCUGAGCCUCAUCCCGUCUUACAUCCCGGACAGAGAGAUCACCACCUCCAGAUCGGUGGAGAAGUGGGCUCACUUCAUCAUGGCUGCUCAUAAAAAGAGCAUCUACACCCAGAAGAGAUUUGACCCUCAGAAGGUGAAGGAGGAAGUGGUCGACUUUGCUCGCCACAAGUGGCCUCUGCUGUUCUCUCGUUUCUACGAAGCCUUCAAGUUUUCAGGUCCCAGUCUGCCUAAAAAUGACCUCAUCGUCGCCGUCAACUGGACGGGAGUUUAUUUUGUAGAUGAGCAGGAACAGGUCCUCUUAGAGCUCUCCUUCCCAGAAAUCACUGCAGUUUCCAGCAGCAGGGGAGGAAAGCUGCAGGGUCAGAGUUUCACUUUAGCGACCAUCAAAGGAGACGAGUACACCUUCACCUCCAACAACGCAGAGGACAUACGGGACCUGGUGGUGACCUUCCUGGAGGGUCUGAGGAAGAGGUCAAAGUUUGUGGUCGCUCUGCAGGACAACCCCAACCCCACUGGAGAGGAGUCGACGUUCCUGAGCUUCCGGAAAGGAGACCUGAUCCUGUUGGACCAGGAGACCGGCGAGCAGGUCCUCAACUCUGGCUGGGCACACGGUGUUAACGAACGAACCAAUCAGAAGGGAGACUUCCCAGUGGACUGCGUCUACGUCCUGCCCACCAUGACCCGACCUCAGCAGGACAUAGUGGCGCUGGUCACCAUGACGCCCGAGCAGCGCCAGGAGUCGGUUCGUGUUUCGCAGGUCGUCAUGGUGGAAACUGAUGACAGAACGAAACCCUACACGCUGGAGGAGUUCUCCUACGACUACUUCAGGCCUCCUCCCAAACACACCCUGAGCCGGGUGAUGGUCACGAAGAAUCGCGGGAAAGACAAGCUGUGGAGCUGCACCCGAGAGCCGCUGAAACAGCCGCUGCUGAAGAAGGUCGUCAGCCACGAGGAGCUGGCUCAGGACGCCUGCAUGUCUUUUAUAGCUAUCAUGAAGUACAUGGGCGACUACCCGUCCAAACGAACUCGCUCGGUGAACGAGCUGACGGACCAGAUCUUUGAAGGGGCGCUGAAGGCCGAACCACUGAAGGAUGAGAUCUACUGUCAGAUCAUCAAACAGCUCACAGACAAUCACGUCAAGUACAGUGAGGAGAAAGGCUGGGAGCUGCUGUGGUUGUGCACUGGGUUGUUUCCUCCCAGUAACGUGCUGUUGCCGCACAUCCAGCGCUACCUCCAGUCCAAGAAGCACCACCCGCUGUCUGGAGACUGCAUGCAGAGGGUGCACAAAGCGCUACGAAAUGGUUCCAGGAAGUACCCUCCUCAUUUGGUGGAAGUGGAGGCCAUCCAACAUAAAACGACCCAAAUCUUCCAUAAAGUCUACUUCCCCGACGACACAGACGAGGCCUUCGAGGUGGAGUCGAGCACCAAGGCGAAGGAUUUCUGUCAGAACAUUUCCACCAGACUGCUGCUCAAAUCUCCCGAAGGCUUCAGCCUCUUCGUCAAGAUCUCGGACAAGGUGAUCAGUGUACCUGAGGGAGAUUUCUUCUUUGACUUCGUCAGACAUUUAACGGACUGGAUCAAGAAAUCUCGGCCGGCUAAAGACGGAAUCGUACCCUCUCUGACCUAUCAGGUGUUCUUCAUGAAGAAGCUGUGGACUAACACGGUUCCAGGGAAGGACUCCUUCGCUGACUCCAUCUUCCACUACUACCAGGAGCUGCCUAAAUACUUGCGUGGCUACCACAAAUGUUCACGAGAGGAGGUUUUCCAGCUCGCAGCGCUUAUCUAUCGCGUCAAGUUCGAAGAUGACAAAUCCCAUUUCCCCACAAUUCCCAAGAUGCUUCGGGAGCUGGUUCCCCAGGACCUCAUCCGCCAGAUGUCACCAGAUGACUGGAAGAGGUCUGUUGUUGCAUACUUCAACAAGCAGGCCGGGAAAUCGAGGGAAGAGGCCAAACUGAUGUUUCUGAAGGUCCUCUACAAAUGGCCGACCUUUGGCUCCGCCUUCUUUGAGGUUAAGCAAACCACAGAGCCCAACUACCCGGAGAUCCUGCUGAUCGCCAUCAACAAGCAUGGAGUCAGUCUCAUUGACCCCAAGUCAAAGGACAUCCUGACCACUCACCCCUUCACCAAGAUCUCCAACUGGAGCAGCGGGAACACCUAUUUCCACAUCACCAUCGGCAACCUGGUCAGAGGAAGCAAACUGCUGUGUGAGACCUCACUGGGCUACAAGAUGGAUGACCUGCUGACCUCCUACAUCAGCCAAAUGUUGACCACCAUGAACAAGCACCGGUCAGGGCGGGGCCACAGCAAGUGAACUUCUUACUGGCAGGAGGCCACUGAGCUCAUCCGCCUCUUACGUCCUAUUGGCCAGCACUGCAGCUGGGGGCGGACUUUUACCAGCCACCUUUGGAGGAUGAGCCGCAGUCCUUCUGCUAGCUCAGAAGGGUCAAAGUUCACCUGGGAGAGUUCGAAUGCUAGCGGCAGCAGCGACCCCGGCGAAGGCCCCAGCAACAAUUACCACUACAGCUAUGAUGAAGACGAGCCGUCCAGUGAGGAUGACUACCUCUGAACUGUCCUUUCUGACUGCGUCACCUUAAGAAGACGCUGUUAUCGUCAGGUCUGAGCCUUAAGUACACACUGCAGUGACCCUGAACAUGACCCUGUAUUAGCACUUUAUGCUAACCUGACUUCUAAUUGAGCAUUUUUACAUAUUAGCAUAGCAACACGCUAAUGCGCCAGACUGCUGUAAGGGGAUAUUUGACUGUUAACAGGGUUUGUGCAGGUUUUAGAGAGCAUUAAUAAAGCCUCUUACUUUUGCCUGAUGUUUACGAUAUCACGUGUUUCAGAUGUCACACCUGUGGGGACCCCCUGCCUCCUUAUAAGCUCAUCAAAUCCAUCCAUUAAAGUUCACUUGUACAUGUUUAGGUCAAACUAAUGUCAAACUUUACAUGUUUUAAUACAUACACAGAUAAUAAAUUAUUUUAGGCCAUUUCUUGCUGAUUCCUUUUGUUUCUUCAGCACUUUCACAAAUAAUUUGAUGAACUCUGCAGACAUCUAAAUUACCCCAGAAGGAGUUAAAAUGCACAAACAUUCAGCUGAGACAUGAGGCUGAAGAGUCAGAACUCAUCAAACUGAGGCUGAUUUUAAAAAGUAGCUCAGAGUGUAGAAAAAGAUUAUCUGAGAUCACAAAAACCAUCCAGCCUGAGAGCGUAAAAACAGCGUAGUCUUUUAAAGACGUAUAUUUUCUCAUCUCUCACUGAGUAAAUGUUUGUUCUUUGAAUUACUCGAUCCGUCCAUCUUAUCCAGAUGACUAAAUAGCAGUAGUUUCAUAUUGCAGCAUUAACAGGAACUUACAUUUCAGUAAAUUUAACAUCAAUGAUUUUCAAACUGAUAUUAAACUGUAUAUAAAUUUUUAAUAAAAGGGCUAAAAAGGUCUUAAAUUUAGCUGGUAACUCUGUAAAUACCCUGAAACACACAUUUGUCAUCCGUUAGUUUCAUGUGUGUAAAUUAGAGCCUUACAGCAGAUUUAGUGAUUUUUGUUUUUUGAGCAUCUUGAAAUACUCAAAG
Molecule: messenger RNA, 7870 nt
Organism: Pundamilia nyererei
Lineage: Eukaryota; Metazoa; Chordata; Actinopteri; Cichliformes; Cichlidae
Product: unconventional myosin-VIIa
Exons: 48
Coding region: 159-6617 (2152 amino acids)
Cellular component (GO): cytoskeleton; myosin complex
Molecular function (GO): cytoskeletal motor activity; protein binding; ATP binding
Source: RefSeq, a predicted model, not a curated record